Molecule: messenger RNA, 192 nt
Organism: Micromonas pusilla CCMP1545
Lineage: Eukaryota; Viridiplantae; Chlorophyta; Mamiellophyceae; Mamiellales; Mamiellaceae
Exons: 1
Coding region: 1-192 (63 amino acids)
Biological process (GO): protein K11-linked ubiquitination
Cellular component (GO): anaphase-promoting complex
Source: RefSeq, a predicted model, not a curated record
AUGGCGUACCGCACCGGCGCGCUGCUGGACAUCGUGGACGACGAGUGGCGCGCGGACGUCCUCCCGUUCGACGAGAUCGAGAUCCCGCCGGGGAUCUCAGUCCCCGGGGACGACGGCGACGACGCGGCGACGCAGGCGGAGAACGACGGGCCGGAGAAGUGGAACGAGCUCGCGCUGCAGUUUCUGAACUGA